Messenger RNA from Chaetomium globosum CBS 148.51, 1281 nucleotides. RefSeq lists its product as uncharacterized. Gene Ontology annotation, cellular component: eukaryotic translation initiation factor 2B complex. Lineage: Eukaryota; Fungi; Ascomycota; Sordariomycetes; Sordariales; Chaetomiaceae. Gene Ontology annotation, molecular function: guanyl-nucleotide exchange factor activity; translation initiation factor activity. The transcript has 3 exons. The record is from RefSeq and is a predicted model, not a curated record. The coding region runs from base 1 to 1281 and encodes 426 amino acids. Gene Ontology annotation, biological process: translational initiation.
AUGGCUCCCUCACAAGCGGCCCAUGUGCCGACCCUGGACAACUUAAUAAAGUCGUUCAACAAUCAAACUCUUGAGGCAUCGAUUGAGUCUCUAAUUUUUCUCCUAAAGCGGCGCCAAGUCAAGGGGGACGAAUGCGCCAAAGCAACCGCACACAUCCUCCGACAAGUUGUCGCCAAAUCAAAGUGGAACGAUGUCGACCAGCUUCUGUCUAGGAUCCAGAGCUAUGGGUCGAGACUGGCGCGCGCUGCCCCGCUGGAGCCUGUUAUCGGCAAUGUCGUGCGACGUGUGUUGGGUUUGAUUCGAGACGAGGCGACCGAGGACAGGAACGCCGAUGACUUGGCCAGCGAGGCCGCUUCCGACAUCCAGAGCUUGACUCCGAGCACCAACCCGAACGCUCACCCCCCGCAACGGCCGGCACCCGUCCCGAUUCGCCCUUCCCCUUCGGUCAUCUCGACCGGCCUCCAAGUCUCCAAGUCCAUGUUCAACCUCCUAUCCGUUGCGAACCCUGGCGACUCGCCGAUAACAGGGGCAUCCACUCCCAUGUCACAAGCUCAACCAGCUAGUGCGCAUGCUCUGCGAUCCGAAGUCAUGGAUGGGAUUGAGGAAAUUCUAGACGAGAUCAACCAGGCCGACGACCAGAUCGCAGGGUUUUCAGAGAUCCAGAUUCACCCGGGCGACUACGUGCUAGCAUAUCAGCCGUCAAGGACCGUUGAGAAGUUUCUAGUUAAGGCUGCAUCAAAACGGCGGUUUACCGUUCUCAUCGCCAGUCAUGCCUUUUCCUACGGAACGUCCGAGGCUCCCUACGCCACGCUACGGAAAAAGCUCAACGCAGCCGGCGUAAAUACCAUUAACCUGGCCAGCAACGGCCUGAUGGCCUACAUACCACGAGUCAACAAGGUCAUCUUCAGCGCGAAGGCCGUGUACCAGAACGGAGGUCUGCUGGUAGACAGCGGCUCCUGCAUUGCUGCUCAGGCAGCGUACGAAUAUCUCAAGCCUGUCAUCGUCCUCUGUCCCGUCUACAAGUUCUGCCCCGAAGAUCCGUCAGACGAGGUGUCGAGGGGUGAGCUGGGAAACCCGUCCAGCUAUGUGAGCUACGCGAAUGGCCCAGCGGUGGACGCGCUCGACGUGGAGAAUACUGUCACAGACUACAUCCCGCCAGAGCUUAUCGACGUCUAUCUCACCAAUCUGGGCCCUCAAACGCGGCAUCAUCUUGCCAGCAUCCUCGCAGACCACUAUAAGACGGAGGACAUUGGCUUCUCUUUGCAGCUUGGCGAGCCUUGA